ACUAACAUUUGCCCCGGCCCUCUUUUUUCUCUCUCUUUGGCAAUCUUUGAAAACUUCUCUUGAAUCUCUCUGAAUUGGAAAAAGGAGACGACGAUACAGAGCAACAGAUUGCGUGUCAGGCUGGAUUUUCAGGUUCCUGGAGAAACAAGAAAGAUGGCCGUUAACUGUUUUUGAAGAAAUAAAAGUCAAGAUAUUCAAAGAAAACACUGGAUUAAAAUACAUCAUUUUGCAUUUACAAAUGGCAUCAUUUGUAGGGGAUUAUUUCCUCUUUUUGUUCCCAUCCGUGCUACUUUUGCUGCUGUCUCUAACUCUCCGCUUGCCCAGAGUGCAUUGUUGGACAGGGCUGGCAGUCAGGGCUUUAAGCUGGAGACUCUGGGUUAUUAUUUGCCUGAUCCUGGGGCUGCCACUUCACAAGAACACCAGUGCAAGGGCUGAAGAGGUCAAAUCGGCAGGGACUAAUAUUUUGUCAGGGUCAGGUCAGAUCUCAGAUGAAUCCAGACUCAUAUGCAAACCAACCGCGCUGGCUAAAUAUCUGCUCCGGCACUGUGGCUCUCUGGCCAAGCCGAGACUGGCCACCUGGCCGAGGGGAGACCCCCACCUCCAGACACUGUCAAGCCUGCUGUGGGGCCAACAUGGAGAGGCGUUGCAGUUCACUAGAGACAACCUGCUACUGAAAGAUGGGGGAAUCAUAGCUGUGGACUGGGCUGUAGGAACAAAGAUGGGUGAGGCUGCCACAAGAAAGAAGUGGGAUGUGAGGAAGGAGCACCAGUCAGGGGUGAGGGCACCGGGCUGCUUCACCUCAGCACCCCCUGUCCUCCUCCUCAUCCCUCAAUACUGGGGAGGGAUGACCCCCCACUUAAAGAUGCUGUGCCAACAGGCUCUGUGUCAGGGCUUUUAUGUGGUGGUCUUUCACCCUCGGGGCACAGAGGGGUGCCCGCUGACCACAGCACGAGUAACCGAGUUUGGAGACCCAGCUGAUCUCGAGCAGGCGGUGGCUUAUGUCCACAGCCGCCACCCGUCCUCUGUGCUUUUUGCAGUGAGUGAGGGGUCAGGCUCAGGGGUUCUUCUUUCAUAUUUGGGGGAGUGUGGAUCGAGCACGUACCUGACAGCAGCAGCAGCAAUCUCACCUGUGCUUCUCGGCCAACUGUGGUUUGAAACGCCUAUGCCUCCUAUUUACCGCUGGGGGGCACUGUUUCACCGAAAACAGCAGCUCAGAAGAUAUGCGAGUUCCUUCAGAGGCGUCCGGGAUGUGGAUCGAGCCCUCAGCUCUUCGUCCCUCAGGGACUUUGAGGAAGCACUUUUCUGCUCCCCACCUCAGCCUCAAUUAAGCCCUUUAAAUUCUGGACUGAGCUCAAGAUCUCACUCCCAGUGGGGCCUGGCAUCUUCAGCAGCCUGGGCGCUGGAUGAGAGGGCUUACCCAGCCAAGGACUGGGAAAGCUACUGGGAGAGAAACGAGCCACUGAGAGAUGCAGAUGAGGUGGCGGUCCCUGUGCUCUGUGUACGCAGCAGUGAUGACCCUCUCCUCCCGCCUGCCUCCACUUUGCCCCUUCCCCUUUUUAUGAGCAAUCCGUAUUUCUUUCUGAUGUUGACAGACAGGGGAGGGCAUUGUGGAUUUGCUCUGGAGGAGCAGGGGGGAGAAAUCUGGAGUCAUAUCUCAAUUCUGGAGUACUUUAGGGUCGUAGCUGAAUUCCUGCGUGGGGAUGAGAGGAACAGGGUGAGUUGGAGUGCUCUAAUGGAAGAAAAUAGUCAGGCUAGGCUGAGGGGCUGGAGCAUGGCUCCUGCUCGUAGGAGAAAAGCCACAGAGAUGAGAAGACCAAGACCACAGGCUGCUGAUCAAUGCACCAUGGAUGCACAAGAAGGGAAUUUCACCUGGAAGAGGUCCUACACACGCUGAAGGGGAGAGGAUGGAUUAUUCCCAAUUGUGGUAUUGAGAAGAUAAAAAACAAGUCUUUCAAAUACAAGCAGACAAAAGAAAACUUUUUUUUAACCAAGAAAAAAAAUGCAUAACUAAUGACAUUAGCUGACUAAUGCCUAUUGACAUUUUUUCAAAACACACUGGUCUUCAAAUAAAAGACCUUUAUGUUUCCUGUCACAUCAUGUGAAAAAGUAUUUGUCUGCUUUCUGACUAUUUUUUUGUAUAUUUGUCAGACUUAAGCAUUUCUUGUUAUCAAAAGACUUGAGAACAUGAGACAUAUAUAUGUCAAUGAUAACCUGAAUACAUUCAAAAUGCAGUUUUUAAAUCAUGCUUUCAUUUAUUAAAGGGAGAAAACAAAUUAUCUAAACCUAUUCGGCCCUGUUUGACUGCUGGUACGUUCUUUUUAUGAAAUGCUGUCACAGGUUUUUGCAUCAGAUCUAACUGGUCACAAACCUUCCAAAAAGUCUAAAGGUUUAACUCAGUCUUGGGGGAUUACUGACAUGUUUUUGGAGAAUGGGAGAUGAGUCUUUCACCCAGUCUCUUUCUUACUAUUGACCCAUUAACUCCGACCUUAAGGGGGCAAGUAAGCUGCAAACACAUAACUGCCUCAAAAUAUAUGUUUGUGUCUCCUGUGCUUUACGUCCAUGAACAGACUGGUGUAGAUGGGCUUAAGGUACAUGUAGGAUCUUAUUAUUAUUUUGGACCAUUUGUCUGAAAGACACAAAUAUCUUUAGUAUCUAUCAGUUGGGUGGUGGGGGUUAAUCAACCAAUCAGUGAUCAUUUUCAGGUGAGUAAUUUGUCAUCAAUUUCUUCUACCUGUUUAACUUAAGCAGUAGUGAA
This is a messenger RNA of Haplochromis burtoni (Burton's mouthbrooder), 2755 nucleotides long. RefSeq names its product protein ABHD15. Lineage: Eukaryota; Metazoa; Chordata; Actinopteri; Cichliformes; Cichlidae. Bases 239 to 1894 code for a protein of 551 amino acids. Gene Ontology annotation, molecular function: monoacylglycerol lipase activity; short-chain carboxylesterase activity. The transcript is spliced from 3 exons. The record is from RefSeq and is a predicted model, not a curated record.